AUGUCGAUAUUUGCUCUCCCUGUCCUGGUCCUGGCGGUGCUAGCCGUGCACACGAUCAAUGUGGCAGCACUCCCCCAAGUCCUCGUAUACACCAAAACAGCAGGCUACCGGCACGAGUCGAUCCCGAUCGCCGUCCAGACCAUCACCUCUCUCGGCAACGGCUCACUCACACUGCCUUCUUCUGCCAUCGAUCCCUCCAUUUCAGCUGUUCGAUGGUCCACAGUCAAUACCGAAGACGAGACCCGAUUUCACAAUCUCACCUUCCUUUCGCAGUUUGACGCCAUCGGCUUCGUCAGCACCACCGACCAGGAUCCUCCGCUCACCGGCACCGUACUAGACGACCAGGGCCUGCGCAACUUUGCUCGCUACAUCGAACAAGGCGGGGGCUACUUUGGCAUCCAUUCUGCAGCUGCUACCUUGUUCGGUGCUCCCUUUUACGGUCGACUCGUCGGCGCCUAUUUCGACUAUCAUCCACAGAUUCAGAACGUCUCUGUCAAGCCAGUCGAUGCGUCGCAUCCGUCCACAUCGAGAUGGCCAGCGGAUGGUCUGCGCAUCUACGAGGAGGUUUACAACUUUCGCUCGGAUCCCAGAAAUCUGCCCUCGCCUGCACAUGUUCUUGUGACCAAUGCCUCUACCUUCUCGGAUCCCGGAGUCAAUCCGCAAGGCUUCAGGAACGGCACCAAUGGCCCCUCACCUCAUCCGCUGGCUUGGUGGAGGCAGGGCGGUCUGCUCGAUACCAAUUCUUCUACCGAUGCAAGUGUCAGUGGAGUGGGCGGAGCCGACAUCCAGGCGGCCGGAGGGCCAGGUAGAGCAUGGUACACCAGCUUGGGUCACGACGUCUCCACAUGGCAGCUCGAUCUCUUCCGAGGACACGUUGCUGGCGGUAUCGGCUGGGUGCUUCAGUCAUCCACAGCAAGGUCGGCUCACGGCGGCAGCAGCAAUGGAAGCACCGGCACAUCGAGCCAAGACACGACGCCGGCUAGCAGUAGCGCACAUUCCCUGCGUCCUGCGCGUCUCCACCUGCCUGCAAUGGCCGUCACUGCACUAGUUGUCACUCUGCCAGGCCUAUCUGUACUUGUAGCGCAGAUCCGAAUUCCUGUCUAA
Messenger RNA from Pseudozyma hubeiensis SY62, 1104 nucleotides. RefSeq lists its product as hypothetical. The coding region runs from base 1 to 1104 and encodes 367 amino acids. The record is from RefSeq and is a predicted model, not a curated record. The transcript has a single exon. Lineage: Eukaryota; Fungi; Basidiomycota; Ustilaginomycetes; Ustilaginales; Ustilaginaceae.